AGCGGAAAGCCCCGCCGUUCUCUUCAGAUCGGAGCGCUCCAACCGCUGCGCGCGCCAGCUAUCAGACAAUCAGGACCUGAACCUGCUGACAGCUAUGACCCUGCCGCUCACUCUACCUGGAUUAACCCUCAAGUAGCCGUUGUUUGUCGCCCCCCCCACAGCCCCCUCUGCCACCAUCACCGCCCGCAGCAGCAGCAGCCUCCUCACCGGCUCCUCCGUCCUGUUCCCCCAACCUCCAACUCUCACCUUUGUUCUGCGGUCAUGGGGUGCGUUGUGUCCUUUUUGCCUGGGCUGCUGACGGGCUUGACCGUGCUGUGAGGCGGAUAUCAGGUGGAUUUAUGAUCCGCAAAGCCGCAACUACCAGCCGAGGGAAAUUAGUGGAACUUUGAGCUCCGGGAGGAUGCAGGUGACGUGUUGGUGCGCCGUGUUCCUCCUGACGCCUGCACUUUGCCUGGUUACAAGUGCCCACGCCUCAAAGUCGGACAUUGUCAAGUCAGGAAGCCCCAAAUCCACACUAAAGCAUAUAUGGACAGAAAGCAGUAAGGAUAUGUCCAUCAGUAGGCUGCUGUCACAGACUCUACAUGGCAAAGAGAACAGCACAGCCUUGGACCUUCGCUAUGACACUCCAGAGCCCUACUCUGAGCAGGACCUGUGGGACUGGCUGAGGAACACCACAGACUUGCAGGACUCGCGGCCGCGGGCUAAACGGCGGCCAAUGGUUAAGACGGGGAAGUUCAAGAAGAUGUUCGGCUGGGGGGACUUCCACUCUAACAUCAAGACGGUCAAACUCAACCUUCUGAUCACUGGUAAGAUCGUGGAUCAUGGCAACGGCACCUUCAGUGUCUACUUCCGCCACAACUCCACAGGCCAGGGUAACGUAUCCGUCAGCUUGGUCCCUCCAACCAAGAUAGUGGAGUUCGACGUGGCGGCGCAGCAGUCUGUCAUCGACGCCAAGGACUCAAAGUCCUUCAACUGCCGCAUAGAGUACGAGAAGGUGGAGAAGGGCGCCAAGAACACGCUCUGCAACUUCGACCCGUCCAAGACCUGCUACCAGGAGCAGACCCAGAGCCACGUCUCCUGGCUCUGCUCCAAACCUUUCAAAGUCAUCUGCAUCUUCAUUUCCUUCUACAGCACCGACUACAAACUGGUGCAGAAAGUGUGCCCAGACUAUAACUACCACAGUGACACUCCCUACUUCCCUUCUGGCUGAUGUUCCCAUACACUCGCAUACAGAAAGUGGACGAGUGGAGCACAGACUGGGGCUUCUACCAUCCCAGAGAAAUGUGUAUGUUAGCCGUACUGUCCCUAAA
Messenger RNA from Epinephelus moara (kelp grouper), 1310 nucleotides. It is a transcript of the gene nxph1, whose product is annotated as neurexophilin 1. Gene Ontology annotation, molecular function: signaling receptor binding. The transcript is spliced from 2 exons. NCBI's taxonomy places the organism in Eukaryota, Metazoa, Chordata, Actinopteri, Perciformes, Serranidae. Bases 401 to 1210 code for a protein of 269 amino acids. The record is from RefSeq and is a predicted model, not a curated record.